This is a messenger RNA of Paraphaeosphaeria sporulosa, 1347 nucleotides long. RefSeq lists its product as uncharacterized. The coding region runs from base 1 to 1347 and encodes 448 amino acids. The record is from RefSeq and is a predicted model, not a curated record. Lineage: Eukaryota; Fungi; Ascomycota; Dothideomycetes; Pleosporales; Didymosphaeriaceae. The transcript is spliced from 4 exons.
AUGACCCCACGGUCUCCCACACAACAACCACAGCCAAAGACGACCACAAUCUCACGACGACUUAGAAACCGUGCCGACCAGCAUCUUUCUGUCCAGCCUCCCGAGCUACCGCAGCUGCGGGGUCUUCGCUCUCGCCGCGCCGCAACUCUACCUUCGAACCGCCGCACAUCAACCAGCUACCCUGUCCAAGAGGCGUACCUCAACACCUGGAACGCCAACCUAGACAACAUCUUGCAACGCAGUACCACUUCUCAUCCAGCCGAUCUAGCGCAUUCGAACCUGCUUCUCCAGGAGGCUCUUGAUAUCGCAACUUAUCAGUCGCCUAGCGACGCAUCCACUGCGCUAGUGUCCAUCCAACCAGGCGAGCCUGAAAGCUACCAAGUCCAACCCAGUUCUCCUGCCGACCUUCUCCCUUCACCACUGCCCUCGCUGUCAGGAAGUCAUACGGCGACUGAGUUCGACUAUUCCGAAUCACCCCACGAUCCUUCACUUGAAUUACAAGACAUGAGCACCCUGGGGUUCAUGAUGGCGCCUGCACCGUAUGGUAUGGAACACCACUAUGGGUCUCCUCCCAACAUGGAAUCGCCGAGUAAGCAGUGGACCCCACCCCAGUCUUACACCGAUACUAAAUCAUCCACAUCAGCCUCAUAUGCCCCAACUUACACCGCCAGUCCCAGCAUGCAUGGGCAACCUCAAUCAAGAAGAUCCACUGAGUCUUCAGUAAUGCCGCCUUACCAACCCUCACUGCCGCGAAGUCCCUACCAGCAAUCAAUGGGACCAACGCGCACAAGUCCGACGCCCAUGAAUUACGGACCCAAUUCUGAGCCAUCACCGAUGCUCAGCUCAGCUCCCCAGGCAUACUCGUACCCUGCGGUACAUUCAUCUCUCCCAGCUGCGGCAUUAGGUAGCAAUACUCCAAAUUACCCACCGCCUCCGCUAUACCCACCAAGCAGUUACGGCAUGAGCGACUACACACCUCUUCCGACCACGUUAUACCCAUCUACUACUUCACCAGCACCUUACCCUUCCUACGAGCACUCGCCUCACCUAGCACCGCACAGCGCUGGAGCCAUUCCUGGAUCCACACCCAGCCAGAAUCAAACAAAUGGACCCAUGCCGCGGAUUCUGAACUCGCGACCAAAACCGCAAUGUUGGGAGCACGGUUGCAACGGGCGUCAGUUUUCCACAUUUAGCAACCUCCUCCGACACCAGCGCGAGAAGUCUGGAACAGCUGCAAAGAGCUACUGUCCACGAUGCGGUGCCGAGUUCACGCGCACGACGGCCAGGAAUGGCCACAUGGCUCAUGAAAAAUGCAAGGCACGACGGACGUCAGAUUCGAAUCGGUAA